This is a messenger RNA of Phanerochaete carnosa HHB-10118-sp, 842 nucleotides long. RefSeq lists its product as uncharacterized. The record is from RefSeq and is a predicted model, not a curated record. The transcript is spliced from 8 exons. NCBI's taxonomy places the organism in Eukaryota, Fungi, Basidiomycota, Agaricomycetes, Polyporales, Phanerochaetaceae. The annotation marks the transcript as partial.
AUCCUGCACUUGAACGUCGAGCAGACCCUUGAAGACCCCUUCCCUUCCCUUCCUCUCCCUUGGCCUCGCUGCUUCCACUCUCUAUUUGACUGUCGCCCGCUAUUUAAGCUAUCUACGUGGCAACUUCCUCUCAUUCACUACGUCCCCCCGCUCAGCUAUGGCCCCCACUCUCGCUAAAGUCUUCCUCGGUCUCGCUACCGUCCUUUCCCUGUCCUCUGCGGUCACUGCGGAGUCUCACACUAUCGCCUUUGACAACCAGUGUGGCAUGGGAACUCCCACGCUAAUCCUUAACGGUCAGAUCGUCUCUACAGGAGAGCCGUAUACUCAAACAAGCACCAUAUCUGGCAUUGCAUACCUGCAAACUGGUAAUUGCGGCUUCAAUGGAGAGAACUGCACCCUCAUGGAGAUGACCCUGAAUGACCCAACUUGCCCAGGUUGCGGCUCUUCCACGGACAUCAGUCUCAUCCCUCCUCAUGCGUUCAACGUAGAAGCUUCGUUCAGCUACUACAACGGUUGCAACGGUCAAGGCACGACUUGCUCCUCUGCUGACUGCUCGGAGGCCUUCCAUGUCUCCACCGACAAUCAGGUUCAAGUUGCGUGCGAGUUAGACGAUGUCAACCUACUCAUCACCUUCUGCGGUAAUGCCAUGACAAACGCACUUGUUGUCGGUGGUUCGGGCAGCGUUCAGAGCUCGUCUUCCGCCCCUCUCCCUGCCACUUCUUCCGCAGCCCCCUCUGCCGCUCCCCCCGUCACUUCCUCCGCUGCUCCCCCCGCCACUUCCUCCGCUGCUCCUCCCGCCGCUUCCUCCGCUGCUCCCCCCGCCAUUUCCUCCGCUGCUCCCC